AUGUGGUUUUUCUGCUUCAUCGUCCUUGUUAGUCGAGUCUUGUGUGUUGAUCGGAGCAACUUUAGGACAUGCAGCGAGAGUUCGUUUUGCAUGCGUCAGAGGACAUUUUGGCCAUCUGCACCGAAAUAUAGUGUCGACGCUGCAAAAUUCCGGGUUGACGAUUGUGUUCAUUUUCAACUCAUUGACUCGGAAUCACAAAAGCGCCUCAACGCAACUAUUAGUUACCAUCCUAACCUCACUUUUCGACUGGUUCUCGAUGAAGCUGAUCCGAUUCGACCUCGGUUUCGUCCUAGGAUUGGUGACGCAUUGGUUCGAGAACCUAAAGUCAUACCUUUGAGGGUGCACAGGAUGGAGUUGGAGGCAGUUCUUUUUGGACAACACCAAGACAGAGCUGUUAUUGGGUUCAGUCCUUUUAGAGUCUCAUUCUUCCUGGGCGACGCUCUUCAAUUAACGAUCAAUGAGAGAGACUUGCUUAAUUUCGAGUAUCAACUUGAGCAACAAUUUGAAGAAAGGUUGGUCAUUACUGAGAUGGUAGCCGAUUCCAUAUCUGAAAACGGGACUGUAAGUGAACCGAACAACAGUGAAGUGACACAAAGUGAUGAAGUAUACAAGCCCCCUCCGACAGAGCGUGUCCCAGUCGACUGGUCAGAAUCCUUUAAAGGCCAUCGAGACUCAAGGCCACACGGUCCAACCUCCGUCGGAGCUGAUUUCACCUUUCACGGAUUUGAAUACGUCUACGGUAUUCCUGAGCAUGCAGACAGUCUGGCUCUGCGAAAUACCAAUCAAACUGACCCAUACCGCCUCUACAAUUUGGACGUAUUUGAAUACGAAUUAAACAACCCCAUGGCACUCUACGGGUCCAUUCCUCUAAUGUGGGCUCAUAGUACAAAUAGCACUGUCGGUUUGUUCAUCAAUAAUCCAUCAGAAUCCUGGAUUGAUGUGGAAUCUUCCAGAGAGGUUGAUUCCGGUGGAGGUUUAUUAUCUAAUCUAUUCACCAGAGCGAAACACGCGAACCCAUUCGUCAAGACUCGUUGGAUGUUUGAAACUGGUGUUCUCGACGUAUUUGUAAUCCUUGCUAAUAACCCUCGCUCUGGUUUUCGUGCCUAUUCGGAGCUCACCGGCUCAACUCCAUUGCCUCCUCUCUUCGCUCUAGCGCAUCACCAGUGUCGCUGGAAUUAUCGUGAUGAAGAGGAGAUGAAAUCUAUUAAUAACGAUUACAACAAACACAACCUACCCAUGGACGUUCUCUGGUUAGAUAUCGAAUAUGCUAAUGACAAACGUUAUCUCACUUGGAAUACAGCAAGAUUCCCCUCUCCUGAUGGUAUUGUUGACGAUUUGGACGUCAAUGGGCGCAAACUCGUUGUAGUUGUGGAUCCUCACAUAAAAGCAGAUCAUUCCUGGUCCACAUGCUCGCGAGCCAAAUCGGAGGGUCUGUUUGUGAAAAGAGUAGAUAACACAACCGAUUUUGAUGGCUGGUGCUGGCCGGGAUCGAGCUACUGGCCGGAUUUUUAUCGUCCUGAGGUUGUUGAUUGGUGGGCAGAUCUCUUUACUGGCGGGGACUUUUUAAGCAAGGAUCGGAUGUUUCACUGUUGGAAUGAUAUGAAUGAACCUUCAGUGUUCAGUGGAGCCGAGGUCACUAUCCCGAAGGACACGGUGUUUGGCGGAGUGUGGGAAAACCGGGACUUGCACAACCUCUACGGGCUCUGGGUGCACAAUGCUACGUGGGAGGGUCUUUUGCGACGCUCCAAUCGCAAAGAGCGGCCUUUUGUUCUCUCGCGCGCCUUUUUUGCCGGCUCCCAACGCACGGCUGCCGUGUGGACUGGGGAUAACUCUGCAUCAUGGGAUCACCUCCAGGCACGUUUACUCUCUUGUCUAACAAAAUCAUCCUUGAUUCGGGUCAAAGUCGACCUACUUAGCAUUCAGUCGAUCUCCACACCAAUGCUCUUGAGUAUGUCAUUAACGGGUCUCACCCUCUGCGGCUCCGAUGUAGGCGGCUUCUUUGGUCACCCCUCUGGCGAGCUGUACACACGGUGGUACCAGGCUGGGGCCUUCCAUCCCUUCCUUCGUUCCCACGCCCACAUUGAUACACCGAAGCGUGAGCCGUGGAACUAUGAACAGAAAUACCUUGAUGCUAUUCGGGAGGCUCUUCGACUGCGCUACUCUCUGCUACCCUACUGGUACACCCUCUUUGCUCUCAGUGAGGCCACCUCCCUAAUCCCGAUGGCGCCACUUUUUUACCACUUCCCUACUGACGAGAACACCUUCAGCAUUGAUGAUGCCUUCAUGGUGGGUGAGGGCCUCCUCGUUCACCCCGUGGUGCAUGAGGGCGCCUCCAGUGUUGACGUCUACUUGCCUGAGGGUACAUGGUACCUUCAUGACGAUUGGAAGGUUUAUUUUGGUGCCCAAGUGGUGAGACUGGCAGUGGACUUGCGAACUAUCCCCCUCUUCUACCGUGGUGGCUACAUCAUUCCCAAGAAGGCGCGUCCACGACGCUCUUCUGCCAUGAUGCUUCAUGAUCCCUACACCAUUUUCGUGGCUCUAGACCAAUCCACCGAUUGGGCUAAUGCUACCGGUCACCUCUAUAUGGACGACUUCCAUUCAGAGGAUCGUGAUCAGUCCCGCCUCUACCGAAUGGACUACUUCCGGGAGAAUCGCAGCUAUGUGUUCAAGUUUGCUCUCCUUCAAGGUCAAAAUGAUGCUGAUACGCCGUACAUCGAGCGUAUUGUCUUAAUGGGCGCUCAGAUGACGAAACCGAAUCGGGUUUAUAUGACAACCACCUCGGAGCAGGGUCACAAGCGGGAUGUGGAGUUCUUUUACUCCCCUCCGGAGGCAAACUCUUCCACUAUGGAUGGAAGUCGGUCCGCUCUUUUGGUGAUUCGAAAACCUGAGGUUCGAGCGAUGGCAGGUUGGAGGCUGGUUGUUGAGAUGCCAUAG
Molecule: messenger RNA, 2934 nt
Organism: Hydatigera taeniaeformis
Lineage: Eukaryota; Metazoa; Platyhelminthes; Cestoda; Cyclophyllidea; Taeniidae
Source: the annotation of a GenBank genome assembly